AAAAUUGCUGUUUAGAGAGAAGUCACUGACAAUUUUGCGACAGGAAGGUGUCAUUUUACGGCUCUCUCUAUUCAUUUGUACGGUAUCAGCAAACGUUGAUUUACUGUCGUAACACGCUAAACGCGAUUUAUUAUCAGAGAUCUUCUAUGCCUUUAUACCAGCUUAUGCGAAUUUACCAUGAAGAGAGCGUAACGGUCAUCUAGCGUGUUACGAUCGUAAGUCACUGUUUGCGGAUGCCUAACAAAUGAAUGGGGAGAGCCGUAAACUGACACGUAUCUGUCGUACAUUUUCCGUAUCUACUCUUUUAAAACAGCAAUUUUAUCGUAGUAAACUCCACACAUAGUUCAUUCCAAAUGGAGUGUUUAUGUUAAAACAUGUUGAAGCUUAGCGGACAGACGGUCAGUUCAUUAAGUGAUGAGCUGUUUCCUCACGGCAAUGAAGCUGAUUCUGAAAAGCAUCUCCUCCAUAGACAUAUAUUUAAAAAACGGCCUCUUGUCUCUUCGCCAGUUUACCGCCAGGUAAACUGCUUUCCUAACCUUGUAGGUUAAAAACUCUGGUUGGUCGAUUAUAGUCGCAUGGUGAUGACGUUACACGAACGCGAGCUUUAUUAUUUGCUCAUUUUGGCUUGUACUGUGUUCAGGCUCAUUUUAAUUUACACAUAAUGAGUAAAAAAGGUAAUGUAUCAUGGGUGAAACCAGCCGAGCCAUCGUUUUUGAAGAAGUUCAAGAAUGAUGUUGGUUUUAAAGAGGGGCCGACAGUGGAGACUAAAAAAGAGCAGAUGCCGCAGUGUGAUGAUGACAGUGGUGACAGUGAUCGGGAGGAUGAAAUGCCCCAAGUUGUGGUCCUGGAAAAGGGAGAUUUGAGUGCUGAAGAUGUUGUAAAUCUAAAAAAAGAUACGAAGGGUUCCAAGACAGAUGAUCAGCCUCCCCUGGAUGGAAAGAUUGUCUUUAAGAAGCCUGUCAAACGCUCCUCUGAUAAAUUCGAAGGCAUUACUGCCAGCUCUAGCAAGAAGAAGAAAAAUGAGGAUGGUGAGAAGAAAGAGCCAAAGGCAGGUGUGAAAGUAAAGAACAACAGUCUAUUGUCUUUCGGUGGUGAUGAUGAUGAGGAGGAGGAAGACUAGUAGCAUCUCUGGGUCAGACUAUUUCUCGGACUGAUCCUUGCAUUGAGCAGUCUGCUCUUUUAAAAAUGUAUUUCCUUGUAUCUGAAUAGAUGUGUUGUGUGAGGGUGAUCAAAUCCAUGUAAGGUUUAAUUUUUACGAUAUAAUUUUCAAAAAGAGUCAUUAUGAGCCUCUGCAGGAGCAUCUUCAACAGCAAAUAGUAGGAAGUAACAAUAUAGAAUUCCAUUUUGAUCAUCAUGAUAGUCAUUGAUGACAUUUUUGAGAGAAUUUGUGACAAACCUGUUCAACCAAGAAAAGCAAAAGCAAGACAAAAGAACAAUCAGAAAUGCUAAUUUGAUGGAAUUAAUACUAUAGAGGUUGACAUGACUAUAAAAUAUUGUUUUGUUGAAAUGAUCCUGCUGUGAGCUCAUUAGAUGUACAUAUAUGGCUUCUAUUAAGGAGCUGUGAAUGUUUUCCACUUUAUUGCUGUUGUUUUUAGGUUUUUGUAUCUUCUAAAUCCCAGAUUCUGGGACUUUUGGAUUUGUAUUGUACUACUCAUUGUCACAUUAUGGGAAAGGGCUUAUCUGAAUUCUGUAAUAAAAUGUUUUUUCCCCCCAUUUGUCAA
Myxocyprinus asiaticus (Chinese sucker) is the source of this 1721-nucleotide messenger RNA. RefSeq lists its product as uncharacterized. Lineage: Eukaryota; Metazoa; Chordata; Actinopteri; Cypriniformes; Catostomidae. Bases 662 to 1120 code for a protein of 152 amino acids. The transcript has 3 exons. The record is from RefSeq and is a predicted model, not a curated record.